Anolis sagrei ordinatus is the source of this 2656-nucleotide messenger RNA. It is a transcript of the gene ICAM4, whose product is annotated as intercellular adhesion molecule 4 (Landsteiner-Wiener blood group). Gene Ontology annotation, molecular function: integrin binding. Gene Ontology annotation, biological process: cell-cell adhesion. Gene Ontology annotation, cellular component: plasma membrane. Lineage: Eukaryota; Metazoa; Chordata; Lepidosauria; Squamata; Anolidae. The record is from RefSeq and is a predicted model, not a curated record.
CUGCAGCCCAGCAGAAACCUGUUUGUCCUUCAUCUCAGAGAAGAUCAGUCUCAAGGAGAAAGUGCCAGCUACAUAGAAAUGAAAGCAAUUUGCCCUGCUUGGGUGCCCUUUAUGCUCCUGGCUGCUGUCAUUAUCACUGCAGGCACUGCUAAAGUGGUAUUUGAGGUCACCCUCUCUCCAAGGAUGGUCGCUGUGAAACGGGGAGGUUCUGUUUGGUUGAAUUGCAGCUCCACCUGCAACUCCACAGAAGUGGUGCUGGAAACAAGCCUUCCAAAAGGAAAAGAAGAACGUGGCCCAGGUUGGAUGUCCACUGAGCUUCAGGAUAUCACAAAGCAGACCUCAUUUGUCCAUUGCUACCAGACCUGCGAGGGGGAAAGUAAAAAUGCAAGUGCUACUAUAUUAACAUAUGAUCCUCCAGAGCAUGUGUUUAUGAAACUUGAGAAAUCUUCAUCCAGCCAGAAUAUUCACCAGACCUAUAACCUGACAUGCCGUGUUAUAAAGAUAACCCCAGUUCGCAAUCUCAGUGUGAUCUUGAUGAAAGGGGCAAAGAGGGUCCAUUCAUGCAAACUCCAGAACUAUGCAAAGUCUGGAACUAAAAGCUUUAACAUCACGCAUGCCAUUGCUCUUCGGCCACAUGAUCAUGGGCAGGAGGCCACUUGUCAAGUGACCUUGGAUCUCAAUGCAGAGGAGCCCGUCCUCAUUGCUACAUCCUCCAAAUUGGAACUCAAGACUCCUGAAACCUAUAGAGGUGUGAUUGCGGCCAUUUCUGCUAUAAGCAUGUUAGCAACUGUGCUCCUUGGCAUUUUCAUUUAUCUGGUUUUGGCACGUGGAUCCCCUCAGCUGUAAGAACCCAACUCUACUCAAACAAGAUCAAUGAGAGCGAUUCCGAAAGCAAAAAGACAGAAUAUGCUUCAAGGGAUGACAACAGAGAAGAUCAGAGCUUCUUCUUUACCAUCAUUUUUACAUAAGCAAUGAGUUAUGGUUCACAAAGCUACUGCCAGACACUCUGUAUGUAGUAAAAUACCACAAAUUUAAAAAUAACGAGAAUUGUGAUAAUUAAAAGUGCAGUCAAGCCUUGUCUUUAGUUCCUGCUGCACUCCAGGUCAGGAAAAAGCCCUCUGACACAUAGAAUCAUAGAAUCAAAGUGUUGGAAGAGAACUCAUGGGCCAUCCAGUCCAACUCCCUGCCAAGAAGCAGGAAUAUUGCAUUCAAAUCACCCCUGACAGAUGGAGCUUCCAAAGAAGGAGCCUCCACCACACUCCAGGGCAGAGAGUUCCACUGCUGAACGGCUCUCACAGUUAGGAAGUUCUUCUUCAUGUUCAGAUGGAAUCUCCUUUCUUGUAGUUUGAAGCCAUUGUUCCUUGUCCUAAUCUCCAUGGAAGCAGUAAGAGUGAAGAAACAAAUCUUUUAUUGAAGUUUAGUAAAUAACCAGAAGAAAAAAUGCUUGUAAGAAAAUAAGAUAGUUCCAAAAACUAAUAAGUCCAUGAAAGGCAGUAACACAAAGCAAUGUCCACACAAGAUAUAAAAGCAAUCCAAGACAGCAUUUAUCCAGACAGGAAUCAACAGGAUGCAAAGACAAUCCAAAAGGCUAAAAAAACUCCACAGGAACAAGACGCCUUGAACAGUAUUACCAUGGCACAUGAACUUGAUUUCCAAACUAUGCCUGAUCUAACAGGUUUUCCCUAGAAGCAAACCUUAUAUCCCCAAACCCAGAAAUUGGUUUCGCUUCCCCCCACACUUGCCCCUUAUCUGACGAAGCCUUUCAGAGCAAAGCAAACACUGAGUUUGCUAUCAAUUCUGCCUGAUCUCCAGCUGCCUAUCCUUCAACUCCCUAUCUGGCUGCUCAUUAAAAUUUCCAGGUGUCAGAUUGUCUUCCAAACCCAAAUCUUGAGAGCUCACAGGAAGAGGGAGUAAACCAUCAUUCCUAGGCUCAGCAGGAAUAUUCUCAUGAGAAACUGCCCUUUGCACUGGGGCCUCUCUGUCAUUGUCUGUAUGAAAAUCAUUGACCAAACCAUCUCCAUCUUGCACCUCAGCCUCGGCACCAUCAUUACUCUCAUCAUAAGCAUCAUGAUUCUGGAACACAAACACAGGCUGAUUCCCAACACUAGGAUCCAGGCAGGAAGCUCCAUGAAGCAGCUUCCAUUGUUGCUCCUCCUGUUGGCGGGAAAUUCAAGAAGCCUGUCGUUUGCCGUUUGCAGUCUGGGUCCAGAGAGGGAUGUGGGAAACAGGAAUGUGGAGGGGCUGUAUACAGAAUAGUCUGUGAUUGACUCAAUGGCCCAGUCCAGGUAAAUACAAAGGAACAGUCCAGUAAGAGACAAUGAGCAAUUGUAAACGACAGAUCACUGACUUACAACUGUGUGAUUCUCCAGAUAUUGUGGGACUCAAACUCCCAGCAUUACUGCCUUCUUCAAAGACUAUGGAGCCUCAUAUCAUAAAACUCAAUGGGAUAAUCUUCACCUGCAGGUAAAUGGGAUAAUCUUCACCUGCAGCUUAUGUGCUGAUUCCCCAUUUCCUCAAUUUAUUUUAAUUGCUGCUAUCUGAAUGGGAAACCUGUUAGAUCAGGCAUCGUUUGGAAAUCAAGCUCAUGUGCCAUGGAAAUCCUGUUCAAGGGGUCUUGUUCAUGUGGAGCAGUGGUUUUCAACCUGGGGUCCCCAGA